Mytilus trossulus (common blue mussel) is the source of this 974-nucleotide messenger RNA. RefSeq lists its product as uncharacterized. Gene Ontology annotation, molecular function: protein binding. The transcript has 3 exons. Bases 1 to 897 code for a protein of 298 amino acids. Lineage: Eukaryota; Metazoa; Mollusca; Bivalvia; Mytilida; Mytilidae. The record is from RefSeq and is a predicted model, not a curated record.
AUGGCGUUAUUCCUUCUUUUAGUUUUCUUCUUCUAUCCGGGUCAGGCAGAUGUUACUACCGGAAGGACAGUUGGACAGGACGGCGACUUAAGACUUGUUUUAGAGGAACUUCAGUAUCUUAGAGCAGAGGUAAAGCACAUUGAAGAUGCCUUUCGAAAGCUUGAAACAGACAAUACAAACCUGCUACAAGAAAACGCAAAAAUGAAGCAAAAGUUUGAAACAGAGAACAAACACCUGCUGCAACAAAAUACAAAAAUGAAGAAACAGAUCGAUUCUGUGCAAAGCGUAAAUGAAGUACUAAUUAAUGACUUUUACUACAUAAAGAAGGAGAACAAGGAUCUUAAGACAAAGAUAAAUGCUAUUUUUUCCAAUCAAAACCAAACGAAGAGUCUACAUAACCAUAUCAAACGUCCAAACAACAUGACACAUGAGCAGUUUGAAACAAAUCAUGUGAUGAAUAAAAGACUUCUGUUACCAAAUGUAACUCCUACCCCAGCAGCCCACAUGCUUAUUGCAUUUACAGCGAUUCUCUCAAACGAUGCCAUUCUUGGACCUUUACAAACAGUGGAAUAUGACAAAGUUUUGACCAACAUAGGACAUGGAUACGACUCCAGACACGGGCAUUUUACCGCUCCUAUUCAUGGUGUGUAUAUCAUUGCAGCCACUUCCUGUAGCUAUGACGGUAAUGUGCUUCGAACGGAAAUAGUUCACAAUGGCGUACAGUUAGUAGCUAUGUAUGGGGCCGACUGGGAUAUGGGAGGCCAUACCAUUUUUAUCGAACUAAAAAAAGACGAUAUGAUAUGGGUUAGGCAUUUAAAUGAAGGUCAACAAACUAUUCACUCCCAAGCUGGGUACCUGUAUAGUUCAUUUUCGGGUGCGUUACUUAGCAGUGUUUAAAACAAGAAGCACAUCAGAGAAUCCUGACCACAUGCUUACUAAUUAAAAAAGCUUUAUUAAACAUUUUGAAUCAUUUA